AUGGAAGCCUCGCUGGUACGCACGACAUCACGGCUGGCAUCCCAACAGCUCAGCCGUAGGAGAUUGUACAGUACAGUACAAGAUCUCCCCAGAACUGUUGGUAGCUUCACAGAUGCAGCACCGCCAGCUCCGACUCGCUCGAGAAGUGUCUUCGAUGAUGCCGUCGUGGCUGCAAGCCCACGAUAUGACUGGACGAGAGAACAGAUUUCUCAAAUACACCAGACACCGCUCAUGGAGCUUACAUACGCUGCUGGUAAUGUCCACAGACGCUUCCACAAGCCCGGCGCAGUUCAGCUCUGCACACUCAUGAACAUCAAAACCGGUGGCUGCACAGAAGACUGCUCAUACUGCGCCCAGUCAUCUCGCUAUAAGACUGGCCUACAAGCAACUAAGCUCUCCACCGUGGAGUCGGUCAUGGAAGCCGCCAAAGUUGCCAAAGCCAAUGGCUCGAACCGCUUUUGUAUGGGUGCUGCAUGGCGAGACAUGCGAGGUCGAUCCCGAGGAAUGAAGAAUAUCGUCGAUAUGGUCAAAGGUGUACGAUCACUAGGCAUGGAAGCAUGUGUGACACUCGGCAUGGUGGACAGGGAACAAGCCAAGAUGCUCAAAGACGCCGGUCUGACAGCGUACAACCACAAUCUCGACACUUCCAGAGAGCACUAUCCUAACAUCAUCACGACCCGGUCCUACGACGAGCGGUUACAGACCAUCGAGAACGUCCGCGAAGCUGGUAUUCACGUUUGCAGCGGUGGCAUUCUCGGUCUAGGAGAGACCCCGCAGACAGACCACGUUGGCCUCAUCCACACCCUAGCCACACUGCCCGCACACCCAGAGUCCUUCCCUGUCAAUAAGCUCGUCCCCAUCAAGGGCACACCAAUGUUCGGCGAAGAGCCCGUCAAGUUCGAGGACUUGGUUCGGUGCAUAGCGACAGCACGACUCGUGAUGCCAGCCACAAUCAUUCGUUUGGCUGCCGGGAGAGUCACGAUGCCGGAGAGCGAGCAGAUGAUGUGCUUCAUGGCGGGCGCGAACGCGAUCUUCACGGGUGAGAAGAUGUUGACCACUGACUGUAAUGGUUGGGAUGAGGACAAGGACAUGUUCAGACGGUGGGGCUUGGAGCCGAUGCAGACUGAUGCGAGUCGGUUUGUGGAGGUCGAGCAGGAGCCGGUGUUUGAGUCGAGGAGUUUUGCUCACUUGAAGGACGAGGUCCCAUCCAAGGCUACUGAGGUGGCCACGUGA
This is a messenger RNA of Cyphellophora attinorum, 1233 nucleotides long. Its product is annotated as Biotin synthase, mitochondrial. Gene Ontology annotation, cellular component: mitochondrion. The record is from RefSeq and is a predicted model, not a curated record. The transcript has 2 exons. Gene Ontology annotation, molecular function: biotin synthase activity; 2 iron, 2 sulfur cluster binding. Bases 1 to 1233 code for a protein of 410 amino acids. NCBI's taxonomy places the organism in Eukaryota, Fungi, Ascomycota, Eurotiomycetes, Chaetothyriales, Cyphellophoraceae. Gene Ontology annotation, biological process: biotin biosynthetic process.